AUGGGCCCGAACCCUUUUAGGAUUUUCUUAGUCUCACUGAGUCCUACUUAUAGCCAAAAUAUGGAGUCAAACGGCGUCCGACAGUUGGAUAGGUUCCCUCGUCAGUUCUUUUUGAGGUUUUGAAUGUGCUGUUUCUCGUGGCCUGUAAAAAAUUGUUUUAGAGCAGACGAUGUGUUCGAGAACGAAGUUUGAAAAUACGUCAGAAAUUGGUAACUUGUCUUUUCCAGCAAUGUGCUCAAGCAACAAAAGAAAAACAUUAUUAAAGUUUUGAUUUUGCAGUUAGGUAGAAAAGAGCGAUCAUCUCUGAUAAAAAAAAACAAAUCCGAUCAAAAAGUCUUUUCUUUUGAUGGAGUUAUGGAACUUUUGCUGAGAGCACCACCAUACGCAGAAUGUAAAAAAUUAAUGAAAACUACACAACAACCGACAGAAAAAUUAUUAUUUCUCCAUGGGUUUUUAUGUGAAAAUUUUGAAGUGUAGCUAAACGAUAGAGCGAAGUCUGAGCUACAAAAUAGUAAUUCAGUUUUACUCACUUUUAAAUCGUUAACACACGAAAUCGUUUUUGAGUUUAGAAAGUUUUCAUUUUUUUCGACUUUCAUCUAAUUUGCUUAGUUUUCUUGAUUGAAGUUCUGAAAUUAAAGUUUAGGUAUGAUUUUGUAAAGUAUUUCGUGGCGCAUCUUUUAGAAAAAACCAUUAACCUUAAGGUCUUAGAGGAACACGAGAAAAAUGAAAAAUAGUAAAGGGCUCAUUUCUUCUGGCGCACUCGUUAAUUCCUAUAGAUCUCUACUGAAAUUCAAGAUUUCUAUGCUGUUAACGAUUGUGAAAAUCAAUUUAAUUCAUAAUUAAUCAUUUUAUUGCUUUUACAGUUUCUUAACGAUAGUUGCUUUAAAAACGAAAACUUAGCUGUUGUUUCUAUUCUUAGUGUUCUGAUGGAUCCAAGACGUAAAGCAAAAAAAUUAGCGUACAAAGGACUUUAUCCUGGUGCUCGUGUCUGUCGUGGUAAAAAUUGGCAAUAUGAAGAGCAAGAUGGGGGAGAUUCGAAACGUGGUAAAAUAACUGAUUUACAAGAUUGGUCUAAAACACAUCCGAGAAGUGGUGCUUAUGUUAUUUGGGAUAAUAAUCGGGAAAAUUUAUAUCGUGUCGGUUUUGAAGGAAUGGUCGAUCUUCAAGCCGUUGUGCCUGGAAAAGGAGGAUAUUAUUAUUCGGAGCAUCUACCUUUAUUGGGUGAACCUCAACGAAUUUCAAAGGCACACUCUUCUGUUUCUGGAAGUAAUGGAUUUCAAAUUGGAAAUUACGUUAAUGUUGAUUUAGAAUUAGAAAUUGUUCAAUCAUUACAACAUGGUCACGGUGGUUGGAGUGAUGGUAUGUUUGAGUGUUUAGGCACAACUGGAUGUGUACAAAGUAUUGAUGAAGAUCACGAUAUUGUUGUCUCAUAUCCGAGUGGAAAUCGAUGGACAUUUAAUCCAGCUAUAUUAACAAAAGUUGAAUUACCACCAGAACAACAACAAAUUAUAUUCAGACAACAACAACAACAACAACGAGAUUUGAAUACUGUACAAUCAGCUGCAGUUUCACUAUCAUCACCAUCGACAACAACAACAACAACAACAACAACUGAUGCUCAAAAAUUAGAAAUUAAUGAUAUGGUACAAAUAUGUAGUGAUCUAGAAAGAAUUAAAAUUUAUCAAAGAGGGCAUGGCGAUUUUGCUGAGGCAAUGAUGCCGGCACUUGGCAAAAUAGGUCGCAUUAUUCAUCAAUAUGCUGAUGGUGAUAUUAAAGUUCAAGUUGCUGGAGGUUGUUGGAUAUUUAAUCCAUUAGCUGUUACAAAAGUUCAUCAAACAAUAUCCAUAGACGAUGAGAAUGAAGAAAGACUUAGUGCAAUGUUAAAAAAAUUGUUUGAUGCUCAAGUUACGGGUGAUGUACACGAAGAACUUGUUAAAGCUUCAGCGAAUGGUGAUUCAAGAAAAGUUGAAGAAUUACUACAACGACCACAUGUUGAUGUCAAUGGAAUAUUUGCUGGUCACACAAGUUUACAAGCAGCAGCUCAAAAUGGACAUAUUGACGUUAUUCGAAUACUUAUGUUACAUCAUGCUAAUUUAGAAAUUGAAGAUAAAGAUGGUGAUCGAGCUGUACAUCAUGCAUCAUUUGGUGAUGAAUCAAUUGUACUUGAAAUAUUAGCUAAAGCCGGUUGUGAUUUAAAUGCUCGAAAUAAACGUCGUCAAACAGCAUUACAUAUCGGUGUUUGUAAAGGUCAUUUCGAUGUUGUCAAAAUUUUGUUGACUCAUGGAGCUCAUGCUGGUAUACAAGAUUCGGAUGGUGAUACAUCACUGCAUGAUGCUAUAUCAAAGCGACGAGAUGAUAUUGUAGCUCUGCUGCUUGAACAUAAUGCUGAUGUGGCGACAUGUAAUAACAACGGUUUCAACUGUAUUCAUCAUGCAGCAUUAAGAGGAAAUUCAUCGUGA
Molecule: messenger RNA, 2459 nt
Organism: Didymodactylos carnosus
Lineage: Eukaryota; Metazoa; Rotifera; Eurotatoria; Philodinida; Philodinidae
Source: the annotation of a GenBank genome assembly